AGCCUUUAAGGCUUAGGGUUUAAGACCAGACCCGACCACCCCUCCUAAAGAGAGCUAAAACCUCUAUUCUUCUCAGGGUUUAUUGAGAUCUCAGCGGCUCCUGUUCUGCAGUUCUUCUCCAGCGGGCGAAGGCUCCUCGGCACCAGCAGAACUGUGAGCUUUCUGAGGUUUCAGAGCUUUCUGAGCAGCAGCGUGUGGCUGUAUCGUUUGUGUUUAGGUGCCUAUCGUUUGAAAAUGCUCGUACUAUUUGAAACCCCUGCGGGUUUCGCCUUAUUUAAAGUAUUAGAUGAAGGAAAGCUAUCUAAAGUUGAUGACUUGUGGAAGGAGUUUUCCACAUCGGAGUCAGCUAGACAGCUAGUGAAGCUGAAAGCUUUUUCCAAGUUCGAGAACACAGCUGAAGCCUUAUCAGCAGCAACCUUGUUGAUUGAUGGCAAGCCCACCAAGUCUCUUCGUAAAUUUUUGCGUGCUCAUUGCAAUGGAGAGUCAUUAGCUGUUGCAGACUCAAAGCUUGGAAAUGUGAUAAAAGAAAAACUGGAAAUAGAAUGUGUUCACAACAGUACAGUGAUGGAGCUCAUGAGAGGAUUAAGAAGCCAAUUAACUGAACUGAUAUCAGGGCUCCCUGUUCAAGAUUUAGCUCCAAUGAGCUUGGGUUUAGCUCACAGUUUGUCUAGAUAUAAGCUAAAAUUUAGUCCUGACAAGGUAGAUACAAUGAUCAUUCAGGCUAUUGGUUUGUUAGAUGAUCUUGAUAAGGAGCUCAACACAUAUGCAAUGAGGGUUCGAGAAUGGUAUGGUUGGCAUUUUCCGGAGCUUGCAAAGAUUGUUCAAGACAACAUUCUCUAUGCCAAGGCAGUGAAGCUGAUGGGGAACCGUGAAAAUGCUGCGAAGCUUGAUUUCUCUGAGAUAUUGCCAGAAGAGGUUGAGACAGGACUGAAGGAGGCAGCCAUGAUAUCCAUGGGGACUGAAGUCAGUGAGCUUGAUCUGAUGAAUAUUAGAGACCUCUGUGAUCAAGUACUGGCUCUUUCAGAGUAUAGAGGUCAACUAUAUGAUUAUUUGAAGAGCAGAAUGAACACUAUUGCCCCAAAUCUGACUGCUCUUGUUGGAGAGCUUGUCGGUGCUCGCCUUAUUGCUCAUGGAGGUAGCUUGAUUAAUCUUGCCAAGCAGCCUGGGAGCACGGUUCAGAUCCUGGGUGCAGAAAAAGCCCUGUUCAGAGCUCUGAAGACAAAACAUGCUACUCCCAAAUAUGGGCUGAUCUAUCAUGCAUCUUUAAUUGGUCAGGCAGCUCCAAAAUUAAAGGGAAAAAUUUCUCGAUCUCUUGCUGCUAAGACUGCAUUAGCCAUUAGGUAUGAUGCUCUUGGAGAUAAUCCAGAUAAUUCAAUGGGGCUAGAGAAUAGAGCAAAGCUUGAAGCCCGGUUGAGAAAUCUUGAGGGAAGAGAAUUGGGGCGGUCCGCUGGGUCAACAAAAGGCAAACCCAAGAUUGAAGCCUAUGAUAAGGAUCGCAAGGGAGCAGGGGCAUUGAUAACUGCAGCAAAGGCUUACAAUCCUUCAGCUGAUUCAACACUUGGGCGGACUAUGGGAACAACAAUGAACCAUCAGGAUGAGGAUGCUACUGAAAAGAAGAAAAAGAAUAUGGGAAUUAAACACACUGACCAGAAAGAUAAUGAGGAUUCUAUGGUGGAACAAGGAGAGGAAGCCAAAAAGGAAAAGAAGAAGAAAAAGAAAAAGCACACAGGAACUGAAGCUGAUUUGGAGACUCAGGAUCAGCACGUUGAACCUGAAGCUGGAGAAGCAAAGAAGGAAAAGAAGAGAAAGCAUACAGAAACUGAAGCUGACUCGGUGACCAAGGAGCAGCACAUUGAACCUGAAGCUGGAGAAACAAAGAAGAAAAAGAAGAAAAAGCAUGCAGAAGCAGAGGAGGAAGAAACUGAAGGGAGCAAGAAAGAGAAGAAGAAAAAGAAAAAGAAGAAUGAUGAGUGAAUGUUUGUCAUUAGAUGUAGGAGGUGGCUUGCAUGGUAGGCAACCCAACAAUUUUGAUAUUAGGAUUCAAGCUUGGUUAUUUUUUAUGUAAAAUGUUGUAUGUUUUGUUCGCAGGUGCCAAUAUUUAGCUAACUUAUUUUAUUCCCAGUUUCUUGGUUAUAAAUACAUUAGAAUCGUAUAUAUCAUUGUUACUGAGCUCUGGUGGAUCAUUCACUUGUGCAACUAAAUGGUUUUUUGUCUAAA
Molecule: messenger RNA, 2217 nt
Organism: Macadamia integrifolia
Lineage: Eukaryota; Viridiplantae; Streptophyta; Magnoliopsida; Proteales; Proteaceae
Product: probable nucleolar protein 5-2
Exons: 9
Coding region: 235-1974 (579 amino acids)
Cellular component (GO): small-subunit processome; box C/D methylation guide snoRNP complex
Molecular function (GO): snoRNA binding
Source: RefSeq, a predicted model, not a curated record